Blepharisma stoltei is the source of this 1692-nucleotide messenger RNA. Lineage: Eukaryota; Ciliophora; Heterotrichea; Heterotrichida; Blepharismidae. The record is from the annotation of a GenBank genome assembly.
AUGGUCAAGCACCAUCAUAAAGCAGCAAGCAAAGUCGUUACAGAUGCAUCAGGCAUGAAAAAGACCCUCGACGACAGAGACUCACCUAUAAUUUGGUCAUCUCCUUUGAUAGAUCCGCAGCAAGAUCUCACUGAAGAUGAAAUUAUUAAGCUCUCAACACCCACAAGAAUUGUUGUACCAAGUCAAGAUGAAGAUGGCACCAACUUGCCUCCAAGGCAUAUUUAUACUUAUUGGCUCGAUUUCACCACUUCUCAUAUAAGAAACAACGCUGAUAUGCCUGAAGAGCCAAUGGAUCCUGCUGAAGCCAGAUUUUUAGAGCAGAGAGUCCAAGUCCUUAUGGAGCAGUUCAAAUCAAAUCCUCCUACCAAUGCCACUGUCAAAAUUGACGAAAAGUCCAAAGACUUUAUGGAACAAAUUUGGCCAGUUCUCUCACAGUCCGAAUUUAAAAAUGAAAUUUUAGAUUUUGUUAUAAAAAAAUCAGAGCAAGAAAACAAACUUACCAGAGCUGCCAGAAUAGAAAAUGAAAAAGAAUUUAUUUUAUCGCUUGACCCAAGGCUUGUCCAUCGUGUUCUUUACUUAAACUAUCUGAGAUAUAAUGUUUACGCUAUCUAUAGAAAAUUGAGAUCAUCAGCUCCAAAAAGUGUCCUGUGGAGAAUUGUUAAUAUUUUUAGCAGAAAAGGACCAGGAUUUUUCGAAGAUUUAUUCCCCCUUAAACCCAAGCUGGCUAUUCCAACACAAUUAGAAAGACUUGUUAUUGAGCAAGCUGAAGAUCCAAGGUUUAGGACUUGUUCUCUCCAUGAUCGUGCUAUUAUGAUAAAGCAGCAGACUAAACAAGAAGUGACAGCCGAAACCAUUAAAAAAAUUUUCAUAAAGAACGGCUAUACAAGGAAGCUUACUAAACCACUUGUCCCUGAAGCAAAUAAUAUCCCCCAUAAGAACUCCAGAGUUAAAGUUGUAAAAGCGCUUAUUGACCUGCAUUGGCAGCAUAAAGAAAUUGUUUCUGUUGAUGAAACUCAAUGCAAUAGAAGCUUGCUUAAAAGCUAUGGGUGGGCAAAAGAAGGAGAAACAGCUAUAGUCCAGUCAGGAAGAAUCGGCAAGCCUAUUCAUAUUAUAUGCGCUAUUACCCAGGACAGACUUCUAGGCUAUAUGCUCAGAAAUGAAAGAAUCAAAGGAUAUCCUUACAAGUAUUUCUUAAUGCAAGUUGUAGACAAGCUCAAAGAAAUUGACCCCCUAAACUAUAAAGAAAGGUUUUUCAUUUUUAUGGACAACGCAGGAGCACACAAGAGAAAAAUGGUCAAAGAUUGGAUCGAGCUAGAAGGAAUCACUGUGCUCUGCAAUGCUCCUAUGACUCCUCAGAUCCAGCCUAUCGAGUAUAUCUUUUCAAUGUUCAAAAGAGCUCUAAGGGACAAAUUGCAUUUUGAUAGAGAAAAAUUGAUGGUUCACAUAUUCCAUUCUUUCCGAUCUGUAGCUCAGCAGCAAAUUAAGAUUUAUAAUACCUUUAUCCAUACUUUCAAGUUCUACAAGCCUCUCCUUGAAUAUCAAGAUUUACACACCCAAAAGCAGUUUGCUCCUUUGUUUGACCACUAUGGGAACAAUCCCAUCAGCUAUUCUGCCAUUACAAAAAUCAAGAAAAGCUUUGAAAACGAGAAAAAGGAGGAAGCUCCAAAAGUGGAAGAUAUCAAUGUAAGCUAA